CUGAUCAACUCAGACCCUCACAGUCCUGAUGAAGCAGGUUAGCUGCGUUUUUUUUACCGUUAAACUCGGCUAAACUUAAACCUAAAGAUACUUUAUUUUGAUUGCUGCCUUGUAGUCAUGGAUAUUUAAAGCUGCAGUAUGUAGGAUCUGGCGCCAUCUAGCGGUGAGGUUGCAUAUUGCAACCAACGGACACUUCUGUAGGAACUGAACUACGGCAGCCGACGUGAAAACGCGAAAAUGCAAAUGGCCCCAUCUAGAGUCAGUGUGUGGUUUGUCCUUUCAGGGCUACUGUAGAAACAUGGCGGACUCCGUCUCCGUAUGUAGAUAUAAACGGCUCAAUCGAAGGUCACGAAAAAAACAAGGAUUCAUAUAUUCAGGUGAUUAUAAAUUAAAGAAAGAUUUCUGCCAAUAAACCUCCCUUAAUGCUUGACAUUCUACAUUUAAUGUUAUCGAGAAGAACUUUAAAUGAUGAUUUAAAACACACUUUAAUCAUUAAUGAGUCAGUAAUUGUUAUAUAUUGCUCCGUAUUGUGGUGUCAUGGAGCCCAGUUGAGACGUUGCGUAUCAACUGAAGGUCCGACAGGUAAAGCUGUCCACCUGUCUCCUCACCUGUCUCCUCACCUGUCCUGCAGACCAUGGCGGCAGCAGAGUCCAGCCCUCUGACCACUCACGUGCUGAACACCGUGGACGGCGUCCCGGCAGCCCGGAUGGCCCUCAGCCUGCACCGGCUCGACGCCAAGCUGAUGAUCUGGAGCAUGCUGAGUGUCGGGACAACAGAUGAAGAUGGCCGCUGCUCAGGACUCAUCGCUCGAGGAGCGUUCGGCCCCGGAAUGUACAAGCUCCGCUUUGAGACGGGUUCAUACUGGGACAGUCUGGGCCAGAACUCCUUCUACCCGUAUGUGGAGGUGAGCUGCAGGAUGCUGCGUUGGUCUUCUAUCACCAGAUCAACACACACACGUCAUUUCAGGCGCUCGUCCUUAAAAUGA
Messenger RNA from Anarrhichthys ocellatus (wolf-eel), 985 nucleotides. Its product is annotated as 5-hydroxyisourate hydrolase-like. The transcript is spliced from 2 exons. NCBI's taxonomy places the organism in Eukaryota, Metazoa, Chordata, Actinopteri, Perciformes, Anarhichadidae. Bases 635 to 985 code for a protein of 116 amino acids. Gene Ontology annotation, biological process: purine nucleobase metabolic process. The record is from RefSeq and is a predicted model, not a curated record.